AUGACCACGGCGGAGAAGCUCAGUGUUUGUUCCACAUGGCUGCAAUUCAGAACCCGCCGAGAGAACGGCGUCGACAUCUUCGUGGAACUGUUCACGUCGUACCCUGUAGUACUUGAACUGUUCCCUUUCGCCAACGACCCAGUGGAUACGCUGGCCAAGAAUCCUAAAUUAGUCGCCCACUCCGUGGCCGUGAUCGGUCAGGUUACCGCUAUGGUGGAUGCUCUGGACAAUGCCGACCUUCUUCGACAGCUCAUCAGGAAGAACGCGCGCAUACACUACUAUCGACGUGGUGUUCUUCCAAAGCAUUUCACCAUCCUUGUCGAAGUGAUGAAGACUGUGAUGUGUAGAGUGGACCGGGGCUUCACGCAAGUAAACUCUUCCAAGGGCUGGGAAAAAUUUUUUCGCCUUCUCACUGACAUCACGGAAGACGUGUAUGACAACAUGGCGCCUUCGAGAAAGUAA
Ornithodoros turicata is the source of this 462-nucleotide messenger RNA. Its product is annotated as myoglobin-like. Gene Ontology annotation, molecular function: oxygen binding; heme binding; oxygen carrier activity. The coding region runs from base 1 to 462 and encodes 153 amino acids. The record is from RefSeq and is a predicted model, not a curated record. The transcript has a single exon. Gene Ontology annotation, biological process: response to hypoxia; oxygen transport. Lineage: Eukaryota; Metazoa; Arthropoda; Arachnida; Ixodida; Argasidae.